AUGACCAAGACCAACGGGCUGAACGGGUCCGGCUCUAAUGGCCACGCAGUUCCUGCUAUUGACCCGAAAGUUGCGACCUCCCCAAGUUCUCCCGGAGACCUUCAAAGGCUAUUGCAGGAAGUCAACGCCCAAUCAAUGGCCUUUAAUGAUGGUGAUUCAGAAGCACGUUUGAGACUUGUGGAUGCCGCGCGGUCUCUUAUGUAUGCAAUGCAAACACCUCAAGAGGCCAUGCUGCAUUACUGCUGGGCUGAGCCUGUAUCAUUUGCCGCAAUUGAAACGUGUAUCAACCUGGGAGUCUUCACGAUCCUGGCACAAGCCGACGAGCCGAAGUCGGUAGAAGAUCUCGCGGCGCAAACCGGCGCAGAGCCAGAACUGCUUGGUCGUCUCAUGAAGCAUCUUGCUACGAUGAGAGUCUUUGUGGAGAACGAGUCGAACUCUCUCAAGCGCUAUAACGAUGCUUGGCCAGCGAUUAACGGGUCCACUAUUCCCGCAGUCUUUUCACUGCCGACAUGGCUGAAACAAAACAACUAUCGCAUCCCAACCGAAGGCACGAAUUGUCCGUUCAAUUUAGGAUUGGAUACCAAAGAUGCCUUUUUCGAGUUCCUCAACAGCAAAAACCCCAAGUACCCCGAGCUCGGUGCGCAGUUCAACAACCUUAUGUCCGCAUACCACCAAGGCAGACCCAGCUGGAUGGAUGAGCAUGUUUACCCCGUGAACGAUAAUCUCAUCAAAGGUGCAAAGAUUAGCAAUGAGGAAGUCUUCCUUGUGGACGUCGGUGGAAACAAAGGGCAUGACUUGGAAGAGUUCAAAUCCAAGUGGCCCAACGCUCCUGGGAAAUUAAUCCUGCAAGAUCAACCACACGUUCUGGCAGAUAUCGCAUCAUUGCAUCCUGCAAUUGAGCCCAUGAUCCACGACUUUUUCACCGAGCAGCCGGUUAAAGGUGCCCGGGUUUACUUCUUGCAAUCUAUCCUUCACGAUUGGAACGACCAAAACUGCCAAAAAAUUCUCAGUCAGCUUGUUGCUGCGAUGACCCCCGGAUACAGCAAGCUGUUGAUCAACGAAAACGUGGUGCCCGAUACCGGAGCCCAUUGGCAGGCUACUUCCCUUGACCUUAUCAUGAUGAUUGACCUGGGUGCCAAAGAACGGACUAAGCAGCAGUGGCAUCGGCUAAUUGAACCGGUUGGCCUGAAAAUUUCUAAGAUUUGGACCUCGCUGAACAGCGCAGAGAGUGUGAUUGAAUGCGAAUUGGCGUGA
This is a messenger RNA of Penicillium cinerascens, 1254 nucleotides long. RefSeq lists its product as uncharacterized. Lineage: Eukaryota; Fungi; Ascomycota; Eurotiomycetes; Eurotiales; Aspergillaceae. The record is from RefSeq and is a predicted model, not a curated record. Bases 1 to 1254 code for a protein of 417 amino acids. Gene Ontology annotation, molecular function: O-methyltransferase activity. The transcript has 6 exons.